AUGCUGUCUCCGUCGUCUAUGAAGCCUUCAGCUCCGUCAGCAUCUCUUCUUCGGUUUCUGCGAUCACAAUCCGAUUCCUUUUUCUUCACAGCCAACCCAACUACUUGCGGACGAUCUCUCAAUAAUGAUCCCCAGCUUCAUCAUCAGCAUCACGCCUUUUCGCUAAGCAGGACGUCGGAAUGGACGCAUAUAAAUCCUGCACCAUGCCGUGCAAGCCUGGAAUCAUGCUUGUUACCCUUUCCGGGCCUCUCGACUAGAACUCGCGGUACUUUACGAUGUCGGGCGUCGCUGGCUCAACGCUCUUCACCGAGUCCGUUUUUCCUCCCUAAUGCGCAGUCUACGCGCGCAUCAUCCACCAAGAGCAAGAGCUUGUGGCGUAGGCUCUUUGACUUCAAGCGAAACAAAGCUGCCGAAUCUAAAUCAUAUCUCCGCCAGCCACCUGCACUGAUCAAUGACGGAACGGAGGGAAGCUUUAAUAUUGGCCGCGGAUUAGUGGCAAAGGCAUCUAAUGAGCCGCGCCUGCGAUGUACUGAAUUCGACAGCACUGGGAAUGUGACUCUAGUAAAUGGCGAAUUCAAGAAAAGUGAGCUGAUUGCCAAGUAUGGUCUCCUGCCUCGGGACUUGCGAAAAAUCGACUCGUCUACUCUGCCUCAUAUCUUAGUGCGACCGCGCGCCAUUCUCAUCAAUCUCCUACACCUCCGAGUCUUGAUCAAGGCUGAUCGCGUUCUCGUGUUCGAUGCGUACGGAUCCACGGACUCAUACAUGCAGUCCCUAUUUGUGUAUGACCUUGAAGGAAAGCUACAACAGAAACAAGGGCAGACUGCGGGUGCGUUGCCUUACGAAUUCCGAGCGCUGGAAGCGGUCUUGAUCAGUGUCACAAGUGGCCUGGAGGAGGAAUUCAACGGUGUCAGAGAUCCAGUUGUGAGCGUGCUUAGGGCUCUGGAAGAGGACAUUGACCGCGACAAGCUCCGUCAUCUGCUUAUUUACUCCAAGAAACUCGGCACGUUCGAACAAAAGGCUCGCCUCGUGCGUGAUGCGAUCGACGACCUGCUGGAGGCUGACGACGACCUGGCCGCAAUGUAUCUUACUGAGAACUCGAAGGGUGUCCGACGCGAGGAACACGAACAUCAAGAAGUCGAGAUGCUACUGGAGUCAUACCACAAAGUUUGCGACGAAAUUGUGCAGGCCAGCGGCAACUUGGUGACUGGAAUCCGCAAUACCGAGGAAGUCGUUAAAGCCAUCCUGGAUGCCAAUCGCAACUCCCUCAUGCUUCUGGACCUCAAAUUCAGCAUCGGAACGCUCGGACUCGCAACCGGAACCCUGUUUUCCGCACUUUACGGAAUGAACUUGAAGAAUUUCAUCGAAGAGUCGGACUUGGGUUUUGGCGCCGUGUCCGUUACAUGCUUUGCCAUUACGAUUGUUGUCUGUGUCUAUGGGCUCGCCAAACUGCGCAAGCUUCAGCGUGUCCGCAUGUGGGGCGAAUCCGGCGUCGGCGGUGCAUCCAUGGUUUCUCUCCCUACCAGAGGCGGCGCGCUCGCCAGCCAUCGGCCAAAUUGGCGCGCGGACACCGUUGAGCCUGUCUGGGGCAGUCUCCCUGGUGAAGGGCGCGUGGAGAGGAUCAAGCGUAUCAAAGACAAUGCAGCUGCAGCUGCAGCCCGAUCUGCAACCCUUAAGGGUGCUAAUGUGCCCCCAACGUCGUCCGGAGAAGCUACCAAGCAGUCAGAGAGUUCUUAG
Molecule: messenger RNA, 1734 nt
Organism: Aspergillus niger
Lineage: Eukaryota; Fungi; Ascomycota; Eurotiomycetes; Eurotiales; Aspergillaceae
Exons: 3
Coding region: 1-1734 (577 amino acids)
Biological process (GO): mitochondrial magnesium ion transmembrane transport
Cellular component (GO): mitochondrial inner membrane
Molecular function (GO): magnesium ion transmembrane transporter activity
Source: RefSeq, a predicted model, not a curated record